CUCCUUCCUCCACCGGCAGUGGCUAGCCUUCAAGCAUGGGGCUUCUCAGCAUACUUAAAAAAGUGAAGCAAAAGGAGAAGGAGGUUCGCCUUCUAAUCUUGGGGUUGGACAACGCCGGCAAGACAACCAUCGUCAAGAAGUUCAACGGGGACGACAUCAACGCCAUCGAGCCCACCCUCGGCUUCAACAUAAAAACCAUGGAGUACAAGGGCUACCAGCUUAACGUCUGGGAUGUGGGAGGCCAGCAGACCAUCCGGUCAUACUGGAGAAAUUACUUCGAGCAGACCGAUGGGCUGAUUUGGGUUGUGGAUAGCGCAGACCGAGGCCGAUUGCAGGACUGCAAGCGGGAGCUGCACGACUUGCUCGGACAGGAGAAAUUGGCCGGAGCAUCGUUGUUAGUGUUCGCUAACAAGCAAGACCUUGUAGGGGCACUCGGGGCCGCGGAGAUUGCUCAAGUGCUUGGCCUCGAAUCCAAGCAGUUCGCCAAUCGGCACUGGAGCAUCGUCGCCUGCAGCGCGGUCACCGGGGAAGGGCUUGCCCAAGGGGUGGAUUGGAUGGUCAGCGAUAUCGGAGCCCGGAUAUUCAUGAUGUCAUGAUGAUACGCCCAGCAGCGGUGUCUGGAUAGGUAAAUAGCCCGUGAAGAAUUCUCGGCAGAGACAAGCAAGCAGGAUCGAUUGGUACACGCAACAGUCGGAUUAAGCACAAUGUGCUUGUAGCCCGCGAGAGAGGUGUCGAGCGUGUGGUGUCCGUCGCGUCCUGAUCGAUAGGCCAUGUACUGGGGUCUGUAGCG
Molecule: messenger RNA, 790 nt
Organism: Ectocarpus siliculosus
Lineage: Eukaryota; Phaeophyceae; Ectocarpales; Ectocarpaceae
Source: the annotation of a GenBank genome assembly